Molecule: messenger RNA, 731 nt
Organism: Paramecium pentaurelia
Lineage: Eukaryota; Ciliophora; Oligohymenophorea; Peniculida; Parameciidae
Source: the annotation of a GenBank genome assembly
AUGAAAGGACCUAAAUAUGUAGAAUAAGACAUAAUAAAGAAGGUUUGUUAAGCUGAGUAAUUCCAAUAACAUAAAUUUAAAUUGAUUAAUACAAGGUCUGAUCCAUAUUUAUCAAGAAGAGUAUCAAAUAUUAUUCAUUUAAGCAUGUUUUAUAAGACAAUGAUAAAUACUAAUAAAUACGUGCAAAUAAAUUCUAUACUAAAUUAUAAGUGGAUUUAUAAAAGGAGUAAAGAUUAUUCAAGGAAAAUGCUAAAAUUCUUAAUCGAAUAGUAGAUAUUGGAAAUUAAAAAACUUACUCAUCUCUUCCUAAAAGAUCACUGACUAGAUAAAGUUCUGCCAAUUCAAUAAAGUCUCUUAAUUUAUCUUACAGAAAGAAAGAGGCAUUGAAAAUAGUUGGAGAAAAUGAAAAAUUGAUGCAGCGGUUAUAGAGAACUCCUUCUACAUUUAGAAAUAAAGAAACUUUUCUUAAGGAUUACAAAAAGUUAAAAAUUUAUUAUAUUUUUAUAAGGACUGUGGAACUCAAGAAUAGAAUCUCUAAAUAUUCAUAGCAAAAUCAAUAAAAGAUGGGAAAAAUUGUUUAGCGAUUAACCAAAACAACAACAAAUCCUAAAUUUACAAAAUCCAACUAAAGUAAAACUAGUGCCCCAUCCUAUAAGAAUUCUGCUUUGUCUUAAUUACGCAUUGAACCUGAUAGGUAAUAAAAGAAACUAUAGUUUCCAAGAAUAAAAUGA